Molecule: messenger RNA, 3201 nt
Organism: Penicillium olsonii
Lineage: Eukaryota; Fungi; Ascomycota; Eurotiomycetes; Eurotiales; Aspergillaceae
Source: the annotation of a GenBank genome assembly
AUGCCGUCCAGUUUCGGUGUUGUCGAUAUUCCCAUCCUCGCCAAGCUGACAUGGGACCUUCAUAACCAAUGCCUUGUACUGAGCAAGGACGGUCCCGAUGGAUUCAAGAAGCUGGUGACUGAGCUGGGCUCACUACAAGGGACACUUCGAACCUUUGGUGGAGAUUCAGCCUCGAAUCUGUCUAUAUUCGAGAAGAUGGACGAAGACCGAAAACAGACCCUUCAGCGAUCCCUCAGUGCUUGCUUCAAAACACUCCAUGGGCUGAAGGAACUAGUUGCGCGAUUCCAAGGCCUCGGGUCAGGGGAUGGACAUAGUCUUUGGGGGAGGAUCAAAUGGGUAACCCAGCGGACUCAUGUUGAAGAUAUCAGAUCCAAGAUCAUGAUGCACAAUUGCAACCUGGGCUUGUGUAUAAGCUCUAUUGGAAAUGAUUCACUCGUUCGAAUCGAGACUUCCAUGGCAUUGGCAAUGGAGGAGGACGAAGAGAUUGUCAUUAGCACCGCACCGUCCCCAGUCCGCGAGACAGAUUCUAUCGUCUCCCCCAUGACUCCAGAUGCCGUGGAGCUACCAGCCAACGACGAAGAAUAUGCGAUACAGCAAGUGCGGAAUAAAGUCGCCGAGCUGGCCGACACUAGAAUCUCCAUUGGCAGUGCAAGCAGACUCAAACAUGCCUCCACGUCCUCCGAGUCAGCCAUCACCGGAUCCGAAGCAUCACUCAAUGGUACUUCGCCAACUUCUUGGUUAUCUUUGAAUACAUCGCCUCUCACCACGGAACAGUACAGCACUCAUUCUCGAAUGCGCAGCGAGCAACUUCUUUUUGACGGCUCCAUCGACGGGCGAGCACUGGAUGAUAAAACAUGGUCCAACGACAGGUUCCCAGCCGAGAAGCAAUUUUCAAUCCACAGCAGUGGCUACAACUGUGCUGAUGAUGACCACCCCUGUGUGAUGGAGGCGGUCACGUCUGCAAUGCAGCAUCUUCACCACGUCCGUCACCAGGAGCAGAUUUCUCGUCCGAUCCGCGUUGAGCCACAAAAUCAAUUGCAUCGACCAUCUCCUGAACUAUCGAAGCUGUUCGAGGCUUCUGUGAACUACGAGUUGCAAAUCAGAAGACUGAUCCCUCGGGAUUGGCUCCGUGUUGCUACGUGGUGGUUAUUGAAGGCGCGCGCAACUCUAGCUAAUUGCAACAGACACGUCUACUUCAGCGCCAGGGGUAGCCUGACUCCUUCCACGGAAUCAAAAUCCAAUGGCAACCAAGCUUACCUUGAUAUCCUCAAGGCUUCAUAUAUUCUCUACAACGUGGUGCUGGCAGAUGCAGUAUCACCUGCCCCGUUACUUGACGAGGACCGCAAGUCAAUUGUCGAGCUUUCCGAGGUGUGUAGUCCCAUGAAACUCGCCAAAGACCACCUGAUCACUAACUGCGAACUUGAACAGGGCCUUAACGAGGAACUAUCUCAAUAUACAUCUAUUGAUAUCCCCGAGCUCUCUACUCUGCAGGCUCAGAAUACAGAUAUUUGGGAGCCUAUGCAACCUGAGGAAACACCAGACAACGGUUUAGACCUCGAUCUCGGCCUAGAAAACCUGCGCUGGAUCGCCGUGGACCUUGAGGAUGCAGGCAGUGAGCACGAAAAGGUUCUCUUUCGUACCUUUGUCAAUGCCGGUAUAGGAAACAAGAAAUCACGCAUGCGCACAAAGGGUGCUCCCUAUAUGCUGCUCCUGGCAACGCGAGAGGGCGAAAGCGAGCCGAAAAUCGUUCUUUGCAACCAAAGUGGUACUUUGUGUCUUGAAAGAGAUUUUACAUUGGAAGACCUACCAGCCUUCAUACAAUUGGCGAACUCCGCACUGGCUGGUUUCCCGGGCUCUCGUGCCCUAGAGCCUAUACCGUUCAAGUUUGAAGAGAUGAGCGUUGCCAUCUCGUUCCAGUUUGAGGCAGACCUCAGUCAUUGUAUCAACAUCUCAAAGACCUACUUUGAUGCCGUUGCACAGCGGGAACCUGUCAACUCGGCCGAAUUUACUGAAACUGUCAUAUUCAAGAGUUCUGUGGAGGUAUUUGAACAGCUCAACACGCCGACUAUGAAAUCGAUGAACCCAACUGUCAUGCUAAACUCGUGCGAGGUUCGCAUCCUGGAGCGAUCAUAUGGGGAAGUUUGGCGGAAUACUCGUCGCAUGGUCAUCAGCUCCUCUGCAGCAGAAAAAGCACCUAAGACAAUCGAGUUCUUCAUGCCUCUCAGCGGAACCCUGAUAAAGCGUGAUGACUUGUCCCGUCAAGUUCUUCUCCAAUGGUCCGACACAUGCCAGGCACGAUCUGACAAAACCGACGGCAACUAUAACACCCUGCACUCAUAUGUGUACGACGAAUCCGCACCCAAUCUGGGCAUCGGGUUACAAUUCUCCAAACAGGAACUAGCAGAAGAGUUCGAGAGAGCCGUUCUCGAGAUGGGUUUCCGCCCUUGCUUCUCCUGGUCACAGCCCAGUAGCUCUGGUCUUGUCUAUGAUGUUGUUGAUUCAGGGAUAGAGCACAAGCAGUACAAGGCUAUUCUUGUUUUACGGAAUCGCUCAGCUUGGCAAUACUCGGAUCUCUAUUUCAUUUAUCGUGACACUGACUAUACCUAUGAUCACACCACACACAGUGUCUGCUUCCAUCAUAUCUAUAGCACAGAUUACAUCUCCACUCAUGUGGAUCAGCUCUACCAUCCCGAGGAUGCCGUCACGUUCUCCCACUGCGAAAAGAAAACCAACCAGGCUACCAUCGAGUUUGGUAAUGAGAUUACAGCCCGACCUUUUCUCAGCUCUCUCUCCCCCUUAUAUGAGAAUGUCUACUCUCGGCGUGUCCAGCAUCUUUCCACAAAAACAAGUGCAAUACUCGGUUUCCAAAAGCUGGGGAAAGGCAACGUCGAGCUUCAGUUAUGGCGCCGGGGAACAUCGUUUCAACUGGCUGCUCGGUUGGCUGGGAUCGCUUCGGACAAGUGGCUAACAAUAUCGGUUCCUUCUGAAUUGGUUGAUACUUCAAAGGAUAAGACUCGUGUGGUAUUUCCCCGGACGACAUACCUGCGUGGAACAACCCUAGACAUGAUGAACAUUAUGGCGCGAGCUCCAAAAAACCCGACUGUCAAAAACAAAGAGGCAGCUCUCUCUAUUUCUUUUUAUGGCAGCGAAGGUGAGCCAGGCUCCGAUUUUUCGAUCAAUGCAUUGUGGACAUUGCGCUAA